UCUUUUGGUAAAUAUAUGCUGCUACUUAUUGUUUUGGGGGUGGAAGUCCAGGGUCAACUGGUUCCUGAUCAGAAGACAUUUCCAUCAGGAAUCAAAGCUCUAGCAGAUUAUGUACAUGGAAAGGGACUCAAGCUUGGCAUAUAUUCUGAUGCUGGGGCUUUUACAUGUCAAGUCCGGCCAGGAUCAAUUUUCCAUGAAACUGAUGAUGCAGAUUUAUUUGCCUCUUGGGGUGUAGAUUAUUUGAAGUAUGACAACUGUAACAAUCUGGGCAUCCCUCCGAAAAAACGAUACCCACCUAUGCGUGAUGCUCUCAAUGCAACUGGGCGUAAAAUAUUCUAUUCACUCUGUGAAUGGGGUGUUGAUGACCCUGCCUUGUGGGCAGGCAAGGUGGGUAACAGUUGGCGCACAACUGAUGACAUCAAUGAUACAUGGGCAAGGUUAAAAUUCUUGACAUUGACUUAUGGGUGGUGUGCAUUUAACAUUAUAUUCGGGUUGCUUAUAACUCAAUAAUGUCAAUAAAUUCAGAUAUAGCAUUCAGAGGGAUAAAACAGAAUUUGUGGGGUCAAAUCGUCGUUGGUUGUUACUGGCUUGGAAUUUUGCUUUUGUCAAUUGUUUUCUAUUAACCAGUGAUCUAGUAGCAUGAACACAAAUUAUGUUAAAAAAUGGUAUGUGAAGUUGAAUUAAUGAAAAUUAUUUGGAAUUUAGAAU
Molecule: messenger RNA, 708 nt
Organism: Cajanus cajan (pigeon pea)
Lineage: Eukaryota; Viridiplantae; Streptophyta; Magnoliopsida; Fabales; Fabaceae
Source: RefSeq, a predicted model, not a curated record